CGGACAAACCAGCCACAUUUUCACACAACUACUGACUCAAGUAGUUAGUUAACAGGCCAGUGUGCUGAGCCAUAAUCUUAUUUUUCCUCACUGCAUCGAGGAGAGUGUCGUGGCUUGUUUCUGGGUGUUUGAACUUCCCUCACAUUCUCCUCUUUUCACGAAGGGAGGCGGCGGCGGAACGCUCGGCAGCCAUCUUUGGACCUGCCUGGGAGUGGGACUCGACUACUCUGGCACCCCACUUACUUCAAGGGUGGGGAUUUUAACCUAUUAUAACACACAAAUCUGUAUGUUACAAUCGACUGACAUCGUCUAUAACCGGAAGAAUUUGGCGAGGUAAUUGACCGUGUCGGGAAUGAAAAGGGGAAGAGUUCUUUUAUAAUCCCAAAGUGUUGUGAAUUACACGACAGUCUCUGCACCGCUGAAACCUGGCCUGUCACAAGAGGCUCUGAACACAUAUGAGACCACUGUCCUGCAGAUGAGCCAUUGGAGGGGGCUUUUAAGUCGCUGUCGCAGACCCAGAUAGUUCCUGGCGGCAGCGGCAUUGCCCCCCAUUAUGCCCAACAGCAGUCGGGCGGGGAGCCUGAAGGACCCCGAUAUCGCUGAGCUCUUCUUCAAGGAGGACCCAGAAAAGCUCUACUCAGAUCUGCGUGAGAUUGGACAUGGCAGCUUUGGUGCUGUAUAUUUUGCACGGGAUGUGCGGACAAAUGAGGUGGUGGCCAUCAAGAAGAUGUCCUACAGUGGAAAGCAGUCCACUGAGAAAUGGCAAGACAUAAUCAAGGAGGUGAAAUUCCUGCAGAGAAUACAACACCCAAACAGCAUAGAGUACAAAGGAUGCUAUCUACGAGAGCACACCGCCUGGCUGGUGAUGGAGUAUUGUCUCGGCUCUGCUUCAGAUUUAUUAGAAGUUCACAAGAAACCUCUACAAGAAGUUGAAAUAGCUGCAAUUACCCAUGGUGCUCUUCAAGGGUUGGCUUAUCUUCACUCCCACAACAUGAUUCACCGAGACAUCAAGGCAGGAAACAUCUUGCUGACAGAGCCAGGGCAGGUAAAACUGGCAGAUUUUGGUUCUGCCUCCAUUGCCUGUCCUGCCAACUCCUUUGUCGGGACACCAUAUUGGAUGGCCCCAGAAGUAAUCUUAGCUAUGGAUGAGGGUCAGUAUGAUGGAAAGGUGGACAUUUGGUCUUUGGGAAUCACCUGCGUUGAAUUAGCUGAGAGGAAGCCUCCACUAUUCAAUAUGAAUGCAAUGAGUGCCUUAUACCACAUAGCACAGAAUGAGAGCCCAAUGUUGCAGUCUAGUGAAUGGACGGAUUAUUUCAGAAACUUUGUAGAUUCUUGCCUUCAGAAAAUUCCCCAAGACAGGCCGAACUCUGAGGAGCUCUUAAAGCAUGCAUUUGUCCAACGUGAGCGACCAGAAUCAGUUCUCAUGGACCUGAUAAAUCGGACUAAGGAUGCAGUGCGGGAGCUGGACAAUUUGCAGUAUCGCAAAAUGAAGAAGAUCUUGUUUCAGGAAGCCCACAACGGCCCGACAACUGAGGCACAAGAUGAAGAAGAGGAGCCAGAGCACAGUGUGGGUAGAACGGGUACAGUGAACAGCGUGGGAAGCAACCAAUCCAUUCCCAGUAUGUCAAUCAGUGCAAGUUCCCAGAGCAGUUCUGUUAACAGUCUAACAGAUGCUGGGGAUGAUAAGAGUGAGGUGGACAUGGAGGGAGACCACACUGUAAUGUCCAACAGCUCUGUCAUCCACCUCAAACCAGAGGAACAGACAUACAAUGAAGAGUCAGAACCUCACACCCGGCCAACUGAGGCACAGUCCCUGCCUGCACACACUCCACGGCCAAGACGAAACCGCGAACACUUCGCCACUAUACGCACAGCCUCAGUGCUCACCCGCCAGAUUAAGGAGCACGAGCAGGAUUCUGAGUUAAGGGAGCAGAUAUUAGGGUACAAGCGCAUGCGGCGGCAGCACCAGAAACAGCUGAUGGCUCUGGAAAACAAGCUGAAAUCUGAAAUGGAUGAGCACAGACUCCGUCUGGACAAGGAACUGGAGAAUCAGCGGAAUAGCUUUGCCCAGGAGAUGGAGAAACUGAUAAAGAAGCACCAGGCAUCUAUGGAGAAAGAUGCAAAAACUUUCACCAACGAUGAGAAGAAGUUCCAGCAGCAUAUCCAGAGCCAACAGAAGAAGGAGCUCAACAGCUUCCUAGAAUCCCAGAAACGGGAGUACAAACUUCGCAAGGAACAACUCAAAGAGGAGUUGAAUGAAAACCAGUCAACACCCAAGAAGGAAAAGCAGGAGUGGUUGUCCAAGCAGAAGGAGAACUUCCAACACUUCCAAGCGGAGGAGGAGGCCAACUUGCAGCGCAGACAGAGGCAGUACUUGGAGCUGGAGUGCCGCAGGUUCAAACGGAGGAUCUUGAUUGCUCGCCACAAUAUUGAACAGGACUUAGUUCGUGAGGAGCUUAACAAGCGUCAAACCCAGAAGGACUUGGAACAUGCCAUGCUUCUGCGGCACCAUGAGUCCAUGCAAGAGCUGGAGUUCCGCCAGCUCAACACCAUACAAAAGACGAGAGCUGAGCUGAUCCGCCUGCAGCACCAGACGGAACUCACCAACCAGCAGGAGUACAACAAGAGGAGGGAGAGGGAACUUAGACGUAAACAUGUUAUGGAGGUCCGCCAGCAACCCAAGAGCCUCAAGUCCAAAGAGCUACAGAUCAAGAAGCAGUUCCAGGACACCUGUAAGAUCCAGACCAGGCAGUACAAGGCACUGAGGAAUCAUCUGCUGGAGACAACACCAAAGUCAGAGCACAAGACUGUGCUGAAGCGUCUGAAGCAGGAGCAACACCGCAAACUUGCCAUCUUGGCAGAGCAGUAUGACCACUCCAUCAAUGAGAUGCUUUCCACUCAGGCGCUACGUCUGGAUGAGACUCAGGAGGCUCAGUGCCAAGCCUUACGAAUGCAGCUCCAGCAGGAGCUGGAGCUUCUCAACGCCUAUCAGAGCAAAAUCAAGAUGCAGACAGAUGCUCAGCACGACCGUGAGAGGAAGGACCUGGAGCAGAGGGUGUCGCUCCGAAGGGCCCUGCUGGAACAGAAGAUCGAGGAGGAGAUGGUUUCCUUGCAGAAUGAACGCCUGGAGCGAAUCCGGAGCCUGCUGGAACGCCAAGCCCGAGAAGUUGAGGCCUUUGACUCAGAGAGUAUGCGCCUGGGCUUCAGCAACAUGGUGCUAUCAAACAUCUCCCCAGAGGCCCUCAGCCAUAGCUUUCCUGGGGCUUCAGGAAGUUGGAGUCACCAUCAGCAACAGCACCCGUCUGGGAGCUCUCCAGGGUCCCACUGGGGCAGUGGCAGUUUGGGCCCAUCAUCAAGCCACCAAGGCAGCCAUCACCACUAUCACUCCAGUCCGGGAGGGCCACCUAUGCAGCAAGGGUGGGGGCAAGGCAUGCAGGGAGGUCCCCAGCCAUGGGGCCACCCAUCAGCAUCCCUGGUCUCUCGCAGCAGAGGAGGUGCACAGAACAGCCCCCAAGCAAUGGGGAGGACACCCUCAGGAGGGCACAGUGAGCAGGGCAUGAGCAGGAGUACCAGUGUCACCUCUCAAAUAUCUAACGGGUCACACCUUUCCUUCACAUAAGUCCCCUGUCAGCCCCCGGAGUCCCAGUCUGAGUACGGAGAUGUAGAAUCCAACAAACACAACAGGACAGAGUAUAGGCUGAGCUCUGCAGCUCUCUCUCUCUCUCUGCUACCCCCCCUCCCCAAUUCUUCCCGUGUACAGAUGUGGAUGUGCGAUGAAAUAAAUGUUGCUCAGGUCAAAAGGGCUGGAAGAGGCACAGCCCCUCCUCACAGCAGUUUAUCGGCACACAUUCAGAUGUUUAAGUUUGUGUUACAUUAGCAGUUUGAGUGUCAACACAUAAUACUCCCAUUUUUUUUAAUUGCAGCUCUCUCCUACAGAAUUUUUUUUAAGUACAUGUUUUGUGCUAUUCACAGCCAUUGCUCUCAUUUUGCACAUGAAACACUGUUGAAAACCUUUGACGCGUGUUAACUAUGUCCUCAGAAAUGUGGUGUCAAACAAUCACAGUAAACUAAUUUUGUCUAGAUCGCCCCUUCCUCCCCUCACCUGGUUCAUUUUCAGUUAUACACUGGCCGAUUCUCUGACAGUGGUUAAAGACACAGCAGUCUUGACUAAAGACGCUUUGCUGUUGUGAUACCAGCCUGCUGUAAUGGUCAUUGUGAUAAAUUAGACGCCUCCUUUUUAUUCAGUAGUUUUAUUUCACUUAGUUUCCCGAUCAUCAGCCAAAAUGAGACUUUAUAAAUUCAGAGCCAAAUAAACUAAUCUUAACUGUUUCCAGCGAAUGCUACGACACUACUACUGUGCCUUUUUAACCUUUUGGUUAUAGAAUUCAGUCUUGGAUGUUUAUAGUUUGAUAUUUUAGACUCAACUAGCAGAUUGAGACCAGUGCCAGUGUUUAGUUCAGUCUAUUUUAACAAUAUUACACACCUGCAUUCUUAGCUCCAGAGGUCCCAAAUACUUCUCUCAGAUGUAUUAUUAUAUUCACUGUGUAUGCAGUAAUGUUGGCUGGAGAAAUAGAAGAAUUGUGAGAAAUAGAAAGCAACUUGUGCAUAUCAGUAACUGUAUUUUUAGUUCUUUUAGAGUUGUGGUACUCUCGGGGUGAACUUGGAAACCCCUGCAUUAAGGAGAAUUUUAGUUUGCAUGUUGACACAAGGAGUUAUGAGGAAAAAAGGAGACUCAUUUGCCUUCAAAAACAAUCCUAGUAUUGAUAUGUUGAUUUUAUUAGUGCCUUUUAAAACUGCUGCCUUUUUUUUUUAAAGCACUUUAUACCGCUAAAUAUUUGUAAAAUUAAUAUUUGACUUCUUUUCGCAAAGCACCUGGUGGAUGAGUGUUUUGUGGGUACGUAUGUAGUAAAGUUUAGGGAUUUAAGCUAACCUGUGCUGUGAUUUUUAGGAGCAAUGUCCCAAGUGCAGACAAGCCCUAGUGUAUGGCAACAAACCGGAUGCAAGUAAACGCAUAUUUCCCCUUUUCUGCAGCUUUUACUGUGUUUUGAAUUGUAGCUGUUAGUUAUCUCUUCUGUGUUUAUGAUCACCUUUGAAUGAACAUAGGAUGUGAGCAUGCUGCAGGCUUUUUUAGAUGUGCUAUGGCUAGUUUCCAUUAAACAAACUGAACCGGCUUAACUGUUGAGUCCUUGAUGUGCAGGCAGGUACAGUAGGUAAAGGUAAAUGUCAUGACCAUGACAGCAGGCUUGGCACUACAAACAAAACUGCAAGACAGUUUAAAAAAUUUUAACACGCGGUAAAGCAACACUAAAAAUGUAAAAGGUGCUAAGUUAGAUACUUUUACACAAUCUCAUCAUAACCCGACAACAAGGGUGACUAAAUUAAGCACAUGUUGAUGUCAUCGUAGUGCACAAAUGUAAAAUUGACUCAACGGCACACUGUAAGAUCAGCAAAAAUGAAUAAAUGUGGCAGAAAGCACUUAGGUAUUUCCUUUGAUUGCCCCAGCAGGUCCUUUUUUAAGAUUCUGGUUCUGCUCAGUCAUUUCUUCAUUUCUGUCUUCAAUUUCCAAACAAAUAUUGUAAAGACACCUACUGAAAUAGGCCUUUUAAGGGUAAUGAUCUAGAGAUAAUGAAGAUGUAUGCUUCCUUCAACCAUAAAGCUGGAGUGAAAUGUUCAUGUGUAUAUUUUAUAAAUGAAAAAAUUUAAUAACAUAACUCACCUUUUAAGAAAGUCAUUUGUAAAAUUGUAAAAUAAACUUUAUUUAACUGACAGACCACACAGAUAUUAGCUAACCUUUCCAACUGAAGAUCAGUUAUCUGGAUGUGGCUUAUUGGAUGAUUCGUACACAGACAAAAUGCCUCACAUGCAUGUACAGUAUUGGCUGUCAUUUCCUUUAAAUCAGUCAGUCAACUGGCUGUCUUUGAGCAUUAUCACUCAUCUCCGUCUACUUCCUAUCACAUUUGAAGACACAAAAAUGCUGGGGUCUUUUCUUUAAGAGGUGGGAUUUUUCAUUUUUCUGCACAUGUAUAUAUCCUACCUAGAACGUAUGCAUUAUAUCAAGUUACAUAUGGUUUGCUCCCAAUUCUCAAGAUUUUUUGUUCCAGCUACUGUAACACAACAGGAUAUUUACAUUGUUAUUUCUUUUCUGAUUUGUUAAUAUUUGGUAAUGAAAAGGGGAAUGUAUUUAUCAUUAUUGGAUCUUACCUUAAGUCAAAAGCCAAGGCCAUGAGUUUGAAUGUUAGGCCAAUCAAACCUCACCUACAUGCCAACCUUAAGUUUGUAUGCAGACAUUUUGUUCACUUUUAUGUCAAUGUUGUGUGUGAGGGAGUCUGGAUAUUGUUGUUGAUCUUUGUCAGUCAUGAGACCUCUCCACCAACCUGGAUCCUUUUUUUUUUUUUUUUUUUUUUUUUAACUUUGAUGUCAAAUUUUGUCCUACUGACUGAAAGCAUAUGGGAUACUGAAUGAGAACCGGCAACAGAGAACAUGGCGAUCUUUUCUAUGGUCAAACACUGUGCCAUACCUGAGUUGCCAAGCCCAGAUACCACUGCAUUAUAUCAUCUCCAUGGUUUUACCUAUCACUGGGCUGAUAGUAUGAAAUGUAUGAAACAUAAAAAAGUGUGUUCUGGUCCAGUGGCCAAAAUAAACAAAGGGUUGAAAAGAUGGCGUGGUGACAAAUUAUGAAAAGAGAUUGCAUUUCUUUGAAGAUGUCAGUAUUCUUCUUUUGGCACAUUACCACUACAACUCAUAACCUGUAUUAAAAUGUAUAGAUGGUGGAACAUGUUAUUGAAUGUCUGAGAGAUUAUGAAGAUACUACAUAUGAGAUGGUAAAGUACUAAAAGUGGAUUUAAAUUGUGUAAAAAGAUUCAUAAAACAGAAUAAAAAUAGGAUCAAAUGUACUAUUUUGUUUGUAUUAUAUUUACCAUUGUGUUGGCAGAGGGAUAUGAACAGAAAUCAGCUGUAAUAAAGUAAUUUUAGUAUA
Scomber scombrus (Atlantic mackerel) is the source of this 6976-nucleotide messenger RNA. It is a transcript of the gene taok1a, whose product is annotated as TAO kinase 1a. Gene Ontology annotation, biological process: protein phosphorylation; execution phase of apoptosis. The record is from RefSeq and is a predicted model, not a curated record. Gene Ontology annotation, molecular function: protein kinase activity; ATP binding. The transcript has 20 exons. The coding region runs from base 554 to 3619 and encodes 1021 amino acids. Lineage: Eukaryota; Metazoa; Chordata; Actinopteri; Scombriformes; Scombridae.